CAGCGAAUUGGCUAACGCGUCGCUUCUUGCUGCGCGGCAAGCGUUCUCCGCAUUUUAUGUGCAGCAGCCAUAACACGAGUUUUCAGUCUGCUUAAUAGGUUAAUCGACGCGGUAGGAUGCCAUAGGAUUACAGGUAAUUCAUUGUUGUGUGAUUGCAACGGUAAUUACAAAACAUCCGCCACAAUGAUGGCAACGGACCGUAUCGACGCUUCUCUGCCAUUUACAAUGAGAACAGAAGAUGACAUCGGCAUUGACAACGGCGAUACUACGAACGUAGAUGACAUUAACCCCCUAUCGAUGCCCCUGCCAUUGCUUUCCGUGGAGAAUUCCGUUAUGCAUCGUGAAUCCAGCGAGUUCCUGCGUCUCACCGAAAUGGUUCGUGCUGUAUAUUUGUCAAAUCUUCACAAAUGUUUACUUAGUAAUUAUAUAACUUGUUACGAACGAAAUGACGAAGACCCAAGUGCUAUAGUAAAAAGAUGUGCAGACCAGAUGGAACUAAAUGCUGUCCGAUUGGCAUUAGAAGCUAAUUUAUAUAGAAAAACCAUGUUGAAAAUGAUUGCGGACAUAAAAUCGCACACUGUCAACAAAAAAGUAUAUAAGAAAUUAUUAAUAUUUUUAGAAGCACCUAAGGAAAAAAUUGAUGUUUUCGUACAAACGGAUGAUAAAUGUGUGGAUCUACAUGGAACCGAUAAUAUACAGAGCGUGUGUAUCACAUCCAACUCGGAGGAAAUGUUACGAACGACAUCGCCCAUCGUGAAUUCCAGUAACUUUAAUGGGAAUGAAAAUAUCACACGAGACGUUAAUAACGAAAUGGAUGUACAAAUGUCGUGCGAUGAAGACACACUGAAGGAAGUAUUUAACGAUGCUAGUCAAAAAACUGAGGAUAAGAGCGAUUCUCGAGUAACGGCUGAUGCGAACGCGAAAGGGAAUGAGGAUGAGAAUUCGCAGGACUCGAUAUUGCAGCAUAUGGAGGACAUGUUUUGCGAGAGCGACGACAGCAGUGAUCUUACAAAAUUGAUAGAGAAGUAUUCCGGCGUCAGUAAAGCUAACAUUGACAGAGAAAUCAAUGAGAUAUGUUUGAACGCGACGGGGCCGAGCAUCAUGUCGCAAAGUAACAAAGUGUCGACUGUAACGAAUAACAUAUCCGGCGCGGCAAUAAGAAAUAUGAGCGAGGGUAAAGUCAGUUACAGUCGCUACAAGGAGAUGCGAAGCAAAAGGGCAAACGUGCCAAACGAGUCCGACGAAAGCGAGAUAAACGACGUGAGAGAUACGAAGCAGAAGGAGAGGAUAAACGCCGUCUGGCUCGUGGAACGUGUUCACCAAGUGUCAAAGCUAAAAACCAUCAUGACCGAAUUGUCAAUGACGAAUUACCGAAGGCACGGGAUGUUGAAGGAGAAAUUCCUUCAAUUGUUCGGUGAAUCCGACGAAGAAGAGAUGAUGCCGGACUCGCCGAUCUGUAUAGAGGAGCAUCUGUCGGCGUGCAAAGAGAGGAUAGCGCCCUGGAUCGUCAAGUACUUGAUGCCUUUUUAUAAGAAACGGAAAAUCAAGGACCGACAAUUGUUCAAGGCCGUUGCAAAGUACAUCGCGGAUAUGCUCAUUAUAAAAGACACGUUUCCCGAACGAGAAUGUGUGAGCACUUACAUAAAUAAUUAUUUCAAGAACAAGAAGUGUAUCAAGACCAAGCAAGAUAUAUAUCUCUAACUGGUAUGGCAUUUUGUUCAUUCUAUUAUUAUAGCAAUGCAAGUUAGUAGAACGUUGAGAUCGUGCGUCGUAAUGUAAAUUAUUGUUGUUUAAGAUCCUGAAAUCAUUUCAUUCUCUCAUAGAUUUGUAUAAAAAAAUAUGAUGUAUAAUAUAAGUAUACGUGUGUAAUUCCUUUACUACAAUGACUCGACGAUCGACAUGGACAAUUUCUGUUCAGGUGUAUGCAAAAGUUUGUCUCUCUUUCUUGUGCAAAUUACCAGUUUAUUUUCUCAUGUAAGUGAAAGAAAGACGAAAAUUGCUAUACGCAUGUAUCUAAUGUAAGAAAUGGAAAACAACUCAAGGGACGACGAGAACACUUCGAACGUUCAGAGAGUCGAGAUGCUUCACGAUGGAUUUUUUCGUUCAGGUCUAAGUAAAAAUUUGGCUACAAUAUAGGGGGGGGGGGGCGUAUAGUGACAAUUUUUAUUUUUCAAUAUCAAUAUAUACGAGAAUGCGUUGUGUUGCAUAUAAAAUUGUUGCAGCAGUCGUACCAUCUAAAAUUGUUGUGGAAAUCAUACCGUCUAAAAGAACUAUUCUAGCAUUUGUGAAUCUUACCUGCGACAAAAGCCAAAAUUUAUUAUUGUAAUGAUGAUCUUACUUGCGACAAAAACCAAAGAGAAUCUUACCUGCGACAAAAAUCAAAAUUUAUUAUUGUAAUGAUAUGAUGACCGAGCGAUUAACAGAUUUAGACAGUCGAUCAGAGCGAUUGGUCCUUGCGGUGUCACGAGGUAAAAUCUCUCCCGGUAAGGAGAGAUCGCGUCGUGAAUUUUAGUUUGUAUUGCGGAACACGGAAAUCGAGAUUUCGUGUAACAUGUGAGCGGGCAAAAUCGCAAAAUCGAGAAAAAAACACUAAGUAUAAUUGAUAAACUUUACUAUUGAUUUUUGAAUAAUAUAUAGAUACAAUAACGAUAAUAAAAUAAAAUUAUGUCCACGACAAUAAUAAUAAUAAUAAUAAUAAUAAUAAUGACAAUGGCAAUGACGAUGAUCGUAGAGUGAUAAUCAUAAUGAUGAUACUAAUUGAUAACAAUAUACUAGAUAUUCUACACAUAUAAAAAUCAAGAAGUCAUAUGUAACAAGGAGAUUCACAAAGCACCGAACAAGCUCCAAAGAUGCGCUUUCGCCGCGGCAGGCACGGAAAUUAUAUAUAAUAUAUAUAUAAUAUAAUAUAUAUAAUCGAUCCUUUCCUUUCGUUUAAAACAUUAAUUCUCCACAUUGAUUCACCACACAGGUAAGCUGUAAUCAGUGACCAAUUUGAAAUUCGAUUAGCGUAUCGACUUAAACUCGGUAUGGCUUCGUGUAACGUAUCUCAUUUAUCUGAUUUAUAGAUUUGCACGGCCUGUUUAGUAGCGAGAAUGCUGGUCGAGACUGAAGAAGAUGAGCUAGUCGUUUAUAUACGCUUUUUGUAUAUGUGCGGGUGUGUGUACAUAAGUUUGGCGAAUAUAUAAAAUAGUUCUUUACAAUGAUAAAGGUUAGUUAUUUAGCCUAGUAAUAUUAAUAACAUCGAUUAAUAAUAAUAAUAAUAAUAAUAAUAAUAAUAAUAAUAAUAAUAACAACAAUGAGAUAAUAAUAAUACAAUAAUAAGGAAAGAAAACCGGUGAGCACUACGUUCUACAACACAAUUGAUCUUCCUUGAGCAAUUCACACACGGACGCGCAGGAGUCAUUGAGCGAAACAGUAGUUGCAAGCCGUGACAUUCUCUCUUAGUACUUUUUUCUUUUAUACGGAGCGGACCGCGAGAACUCUAUCGUAUCGUGUCAGAUUAAUCAUGCAUCGAAGCGAGAUGUAUAUGAGAUAAUUUAUCGGUGACACAAGCGGAGUGAUUUUACGUAAAGAAAAAAAAAAAA
Dinoponera quadriceps is the source of this 3584-nucleotide messenger RNA. RefSeq lists its product as uncharacterized. The record is from RefSeq and is a predicted model, not a curated record. Lineage: Eukaryota; Metazoa; Arthropoda; Insecta; Hymenoptera; Formicidae. The transcript is spliced from 5 exons. Bases 184 to 1701 code for a protein of 505 amino acids.